CAGCUACAACACCAGAAACGACAGCUACAACACCAGAAACGACUGCUACAACACCAGAAACGACUGCUACAAUACCAGAAACGACAACACCAGAAACGACAACACCAGAAUAAACGACAGCUACAACAGCAGAAACGACUGCUACAACACCAGAAACGACUGCUACAACAGCAGAAACGACAACACCAGAAUCGACUGCUACGACACCAGAAACGACUGCUACAACACCAGAAACGACUGCUACAACAGCAGAAACGACAGCUACAACAGCAGAAACGACUGCUACAACACCAGAAACGACUGCUACAACAGCAGAAACGACAACACCAGAAACGACUGCUACAACACCAGAAACGACAGCUACAACAGCAGAAACGACUGCUACAACACCAGAAACGACAGCUACAACAGCAGAAACGACUGCUACAACACCAGAAACGACAGCUACAACAGCAGAAACGACUGCUACAACACCAGAAACGACAGCUACAACAGCAGAAACGACUGCUACAACACCAGAAACAACAGCUACAACACCAGAAACGACAGCUACAACAGCAGAAACGACAACACCAGAAACGACUGCUACAACACCAGAAACGACAACACCAGAAUCGACUGCUACGACACCAGAAACGACUGCUACAACACCAGAAACGACUUGAUUGUGAUGACGAUGAUAAUGAUUUUGACGAUGACGAUGAAGAUGAUGAUCCAUAUACAAUUUGUAACUGUAGCAAACAGCAAUAA
Messenger RNA from Physella acuta, 750 nucleotides. RefSeq names its product transcription factor SPT20 homolog. The record is from RefSeq and is a predicted model, not a curated record. Lineage: Eukaryota; Metazoa; Mollusca; Gastropoda; Physidae.